Molecule: messenger RNA, 519 nt
Organism: Branchiostoma floridae (Florida lancelet)
Lineage: Eukaryota; Metazoa; Chordata; Leptocardii; Amphioxiformes; Branchiostomatidae
Product: telomerase reverse transcriptase-like
Exons: 3
Coding region: 16-519 (167 amino acids)
Biological process (GO): telomere maintenance via telomerase
Cellular component (GO): telomerase catalytic core complex
Molecular function (GO): telomerase RNA binding; telomeric repeat DNA binding
Source: RefSeq, a predicted model, not a curated record
ACGACCUAAACUUAAAUGGGUGCUGAACUCCAGACGGAAGUGUUGUUUUCCAAUUUUGUGUUGGUACAGAUCUAUCUGCUGCUCCGAGCUAUACUGCAUAAAGUUGUUCCAGCAGACCUGUGGGGCUCCAGGCACAACAGAGUCUGCUUCCUGACCAAUGUGUUACUGUUCCUGAGGAUGGGUCGGUACGAGAGGAUCACACUGCACCAACUCAUGACAGGAAUGAGGCUGACUGACUGUGACUGGCUGAAGUUGGACUCCAACACCGUGCAAGAAUUCCACACCAGAAGUGCAGUUCUGGGCAAGCUUGUCUGGUGGCUCUUCAACAACUUUGUCAUCACAGUACUCAGGUCUUACUUCUACAUCACAGAGACAACAACUCAGAGGAAUCAGGUUCUGUACUACAGGAGUUCUCUCUGGAAAAUGUUAAAGACAAGAUUUUUACGAGCAACUGAGUUGACUCAAGAUGACCACACCCUUGUAAGCUUGUCAGAAGAUAAGCUCCUAGAUGAAAAAUAA